This is a messenger RNA of Helianthus annuus (common sunflower), 2206 nucleotides long. RefSeq names its product plastidic ATP/ADP-transporter. Gene Ontology annotation, biological process: nucleotide transport. Gene Ontology annotation, cellular component: membrane. Lineage: Eukaryota; Viridiplantae; Streptophyta; Magnoliopsida; Asterales; Asteraceae. Gene Ontology annotation, molecular function: ATP:ADP antiporter activity. The record is from RefSeq and is a predicted model, not a curated record.
UUUCUUGAUUCUACAACAACACAUUUGUCUUCUUCCUUCCAAGGUUUUAGCUUAUUAUUAUCUUUACAUAAACCUUUCUCUUCAUUCAAUCUGCACACUUUCACAUAAUCACAUUAUCUUCUGUUUCAAGUUGUUAUCUUUUUCAGUUUCUUGAAUUCAAGAACAGAAAAAAGUUCAAAAAACAGAGAGAAAAGUGUGCAAAAAUGGAAGGUGUCAUUCAAACAAAAGGGUUUUUUUUGUCCCUCCCUUCAAACCCACAAUCAAGAAUCUUUCUUAAUAAAAUCCCACAACAAUUUAUCAGACAAAGAUUCAAUCUUUCCUUAAAAAAAUCCAAACCCACAAAUCUUUUUUGCUUAAAACCCAAAUCCCCAAAUGGGUUUUCUCCAAAUCUUAAUGGGUCAAGAAAAUUUCAUGGGUUUGGUUUGUUUGAUGUCAAAAAGUUAAAUACUUUGCAUGUUUGUAAAGCCUCCGCCGGCGCCGGUGGUGGUGGUGCCGGUGAGUUGGAGGUUGACCCACCAAAGUUUAUGGGUGUUGAAGUGUUGACUUUGAAAAAGAUUAUACCUUUAGGGUUAAUGUUUUUUUGUAUUCUUUUUAAUUAUACAAUUCUUAGGGAUACAAAAGAUGUGUUAGUGGUGACAGCCAAGGGUUCAAGUGCUGAAAUUAUACCCUUUUUGAAAACUUGGGUUAAUUUGCCAAUGGCUAUAGGGUUUAUGCUAUUAUAUACAAAAUUGUCUAAUGUGCUAACAAAGAAUGCUCUUUUUUACACUGUGAUUCUGCCGUUUAUCGCGUUUUUUGGGGCGUUCGGGUUUGUUUUGUAUCCACUUAACAAUUAUUUUCACCCGACUGCACUUGCGGAUAAGCUGCUUGAGUUCUUGGGGCCUCAGUUUCUUGGUCCGCUUGCGAUUAUGAGAAUUUGGAGUUUUUGUUUGUUUUAUGUUAUGGCUGAGCUUUGGGGGAGUGUGGUGGUUUCGGUUUUGAUUUGGGGGUUUGCUAAUCAGAUAACAACUGUUGAAGAGGCAAAAAAGUUCUAUCCACUAUUCGGGCUUGGAGCCAAUGUUGCCUUAAUAUUCUCGGGUCGUACGGUGAAAUACUUCUCAAAUAUGCGAAAACAUCUGGGCCCGGGAGUUGACGGAUGGGCUAUUUCUUUAAAAUACAUGAUGAGUAUUGUGGUGUUAAUGGGCCUAGCAAUUUGCAGUCUUUAUUGGUGGGUCAAUACAUUUGUUCCGCUUCCUACCCGUAGCAAGAAGAAGAAGGAGAAGCCAAACAUGAGCACAAUGGAAAGUUUGAAAUUCUUAGCAUCGUCGCCAUAUAUUAGGGAUUUAGCUACUUUGGUUGUUGCAUACGGGAUUAGCAUAAAUCUUGUCGAGGUUACAUGGAAAUCAAAGCUCAAGGCGCAGUUUCCUAGCCCGAAUGAAUAUUCUUCAUUCAUGGGCGACUUUUCAACCGCAACCGGAAUUGCAACAUUUACAAUGAUGCUUUUAAGUCAAUGGAUAUUCAACAAAUAUGGUUGGGGCGUAGCCGCUAAAAUCACACCGACGGUCCUACUUCUAACCGGCGUUGGGUUCUUUUCUUUGAUCUUGUUUGGCGACCCACUUGGCCCCGGCCUUAUGAAGUUCGGGAUGACCCCACUUCUAGCCGCGGUCUAUGUUGGUGCAAUGCAAAAUAUAUUUAGCAAAAGUGCAAAAUAUAGUUUGUUUGAUCCUUGCAAAGAAAUGGCGUAUAUUCCAUUGGAUGAAGACACCAAGGUUAAAGGCAAGGCGGCAAUAGACGUCGUGUGCAACCCCUUAGGGAAAUCGGGUGGAGCUCUAAUUCAACAAUUCAUGAUCUUAACGUUCGGUUCACUUGCAAAUUCAACACCGUACCUUGGUGGCAUACUCCUGGUGAUCGUGCUGGCGUGGUUAGGUGCCGCCAAGUCACUGGACACGCAGUUCACCGCGUUGAGGCGGGAGGAAGAACUUGAAAAGGAGAUGGAAAGAGCUGCGGUUAAAAUCCCGAUCGUUUCUUCAAAUGUUGACACAAACGGGUCCGUUGGCAGCGAUUCCAACACCAAUAGUUCAACCGAAACAUCUCCUCGGAACUUGUGAAUUCCGAGGGGUUUAUAGGGUUUUAGGGUAUGAUGUUUUUUAAGGUAUUGUUUUGUUGGUUUGAGUAGAUAAUAAAAGCAAAGGCUUUUUGUAGUCUUUAAAGUUUUGCUUAUAGUUCUUCA